AUGACAACUUCAAGGCGGUUUGUAGAUCGGAAGGUGGAGAGGUUUGAAGAGAACAUCUCGAAGAGAGGAGGAGGAGGAGUGCCUAAAGCCAUUACAAAGAAAGGGAAUAACUAUCCGGUUGGGCCAUUAGUGCUUGGGUUCUUCCUCUUUGUUGUCAUUGGAUCUUCUUUAUUUCAGAUUAUCCGAAGGGCAGCUAGUGGUGGCAUGGCAUGGCAUGAACAUAUAUUUAUUUAUUUAUAUAUUGCUCGCCAUGGCUUCAACAUAGUCUCAUGA
Messenger RNA from Telopea speciosissima, 273 nucleotides. Its product is annotated as probable stress-associated endoplasmic reticulum protein. NCBI's taxonomy places the organism in Eukaryota, Viridiplantae, Streptophyta, Magnoliopsida, Proteales, Proteaceae. Gene Ontology annotation, biological process: endoplasmic reticulum unfolded protein response. The transcript has a single exon. The record is from RefSeq and is a predicted model, not a curated record. Gene Ontology annotation, cellular component: endoplasmic reticulum. Bases 1 to 273 code for a protein of 90 amino acids.